Molecule: messenger RNA, 771 nt
Organism: Dichotomopilus funicola
Lineage: Eukaryota; Fungi; Ascomycota; Sordariomycetes; Sordariales; Chaetomiaceae
Product: CTLH/CRA C-terminal to lish motif domain-containing protein
Exons: 3
Coding region: 1-771 (256 amino acids)
Biological process (GO): proteasome-mediated ubiquitin-dependent protein catabolic process
Cellular component (GO): nucleus; cytoplasm
Molecular function (GO): protein binding
Source: RefSeq, a predicted model, not a curated record
AUGGAUUCGAGCUCGGAUUCGGAUGCUGACUCGUCCUCGCAGAACUCCUCAACGUCGACGGCGACGCCACAGCAGCAUGCCUUCGAGAAACGGGCCGACGGCGUGAAAGCGCCGAAGAGUGAUAUCAAUGCGCUUAUCCUCGAUUAUUUGACGAUGGAGGGCUAUCCCAAGGCGGCUGCCAAGUUCUGCAAGGAGGCGAACCUCCAGCCGCAGCAGUCGGACUCGUCCAUCCAGCGUCGCCAAGACAUCCAGUAUGCCAUCCACAGCGGCAACAUCCAUACAGCCAUUUCGGCGUUGAAUGAUCUGGAUCCUGAGAUACUUGAUACGGACCCCAAGUUGCACUUCUCGCUCCUCCGGCUCCAGCUUGUCGAGCUCAUUCGGGAGUGCAAUGACACCGACGUGACCCGGGCCAUUGAUUUUGCCACGGACAAUCUGGCUCCACGGGCGGCAGCCAACAAGGACUUCUUGAACGAUCUCGAGCAGACCAUGGCGCUGAUCAUCUUCCCGCACGACAACCUCCAACCGGAGCUAGCCAGGCUGCUGAGCUCGGACCUGCGCCGGACCACGGCGAUCAAGGUUAACGAGGCCAUCUUAAUGCGGGAGAACCGGCGCCGCGAGGCUGCUAUUCGGCAGCUGGUGCGCAUGCGGACAUGGGCUGAGACGUCGGGCCGGUCCCAGAAGAAGGAUGUCCCCGAAACGCUAGAGCUCGGACUGAAUACGGAUGGUAAUGAGUACGGGGAGACUAGCGCUGAGCCUAUGAUUAUGACAUGA